CAAUUCACAUUGUAAACGACUGCUGAAUGUGCUGGAAGUGAAUCAAUUGGCUCUAUAUAAGAGAAUGCGUGAUAUAAUCAUCUUUGUGCUGUGCCUGCAGUUCAUCAGAUCAUUGCAGGGUCAAAUAUUACCAAAGGAUAUACCAAAAUGCCGCUUCGGUGACUCGGAGUGCAUUGUGGACUCAAUGAACAAGAUAAUACGACGCUAUCCGAGGGGAAUACCCGCAUUGGGCAUGAAGCCCAUCGAUGUGGUGGAUAUUCGCAACUCAAAGUUCUGGGACAAUCCGAAAGUGGGCGCCUUCUGGCUGCAGUUCAAUCUCUUCGAUCAGGUGAACUAUGGCUUUGAGAACACAACGAUCACAAAGGUCAAGGGCUUCACCAAGAAUCCCACAACCAGUCUGAUGGAAAUACACGGCCGGAUACCGAGUCUCAUCCACAAGGGUCGCUACAUGUCUCAGGGUCGUGUAUGGAUUGUGGAAUUAAACUCCACGGGCGAACAGCUGUCGGAUUUUCAGAAUUUUCGAUUCGUACUCAAGCUAAAGGUGAUCAUGGAGUAUCGGAAUAAUAAGAGAUAUUUGAAGAUAUACCAACUGAAUCCCAUUGUCAAUAUGGAUCGUUGGGUCUUCUGGCUGGAUAAUUUCUUUGAGGAGAACACAGACAUGACGAUUGCCAUUAAUCAGGUUUUCAAUCAGCAUUGGGUGGAAUUCUGGAACGAGUUGGAGCCCACAAAUUUGCGGAUAUUUGCGAGUGUUUUUCGUGAUUUAAUUGAGGAUAUUCUGCACAAAGUAUCCUAUGAUGACAUGUUCCUACCGGAUGGCAUAGAGACUCGCGUGAACGAUUAAAAUCGAAUUAACACUCACACACA
Molecule: messenger RNA, 864 nt
Organism: Drosophila guanche
Lineage: Eukaryota; Metazoa; Arthropoda; Insecta; Diptera; Drosophilidae
Product: circadian clock-controlled protein
Exons: 3
Coding region: 65-841 (258 amino acids)
Source: RefSeq, a predicted model, not a curated record